UCAAUCUCUCCUCGGGUUUUGAUAAUUCUCCCAAUCCUCUCUCGUUGAUAAUAUAGCUCAGUGGGAGUUUUUCUUGUGUGAGAAACAAUGGUUAAUGCCGGAAAUUUGAAUUCUCUUCUCACAAUUCAGAGUACUACUACUACUACCACCACUACCACAGCUUCUUCUUUCUUGUUCUUCCCACACAAAACUCACCUGAACCAUUUCCUUUCAAACUGGAAGAAUCCCUCUUCACCUUUUUCAAAUGGGCUGUGUUAUUUCUCUACCCAUCUGAAGUUUUCAUCUGUUAAUGGCCGGAGACGAACUGGGUCGAGACUAUUUUCAUCGAAGAAGAAGCAGGGUAAGCAAGGAGUCGAGUUCUUGGAAAUGGAAGGUUUUGAUGAUGAUGAUGAUGAUGAUAUUGAUAUUAAUGAUGAAGAAGAAGAAGAUGAUGAUGGAAGCAUUAUAUUGCCAUUGGAGAAGAUGAACAAGUGGUUGGAGAAUAAGCCACGUGGGUUUGGUGUUGAGAAGGUUUAUGAUACUUCCAUUGAAGAUAAAUUGCUUGAGGAAUUGGAGCAAGCUAGAGUGGCUCAGGCUGCUAAUUUGAAUAAGCUCAAGAAGGAUACAAACCCAAAUUCUGAUUUGAAGAAAGAUGAAGAACAGAAGAAGAAAGGUAAUAAUGAGAUUCCUCCAAAUGGAAUUAGAGUGAGGGUUUCUAACCUUCCUAAAAAGAAGAAUGUUCAUAGAGAUUUGAGUUCUGCUUUUAAGGGGGUUCCUGGUAUGAUUUGUAUAAAUGCUAUGGUUUCUGGAAACAAGAAGACUAGAGACCCUAUUUGCAAGGGAUUUGCUUUUGUUGAUUUCAAGUCUCAAGGAGAUGCUAUUAGGUUUGUACAAUUGUUUUCAAAACAAAAUGUAAGUUUUGGCAAAGUUCAGAAGCAAAUAAAAUGUGAGAUAAUAAACUCGAAAACAUCAGAUUCUUCUCUUACACAAUCUUCUAGCAACACUUAUGGUGUUCCUCCACUUAAAGUUAAGGCUGAAAGUUUGGGAGAGGUCCAAAUUGCAGAUUCUGAUACCGAUACAAAUGACUCUUCCCCGAAUGAAUGGGAGAAGAGUUCUUAUGUUGAAACCGAAGAUGUUGGCAACGAGCUUCUUAUGUCAGAAUUGGAAGAUGGUAUGGAGAAUUUGAACUUGGUUAAUGCUUUAGAGAACAAUUCUAGUGAUAAGUUUGAAGAAGGAACGGAAUCUGAGUCCCGAACUGAUGACAAUUCAGUUUCUUCAGAAGUGGAAACAAUUCGAGCACUUGAGAAAAAACUACUUGCUAAACUAGGGAAAGAAGGGAAGGCUGGUCCUAAGAAAAAACUAGCUGCAAAAGCUAAAGGAGAAAAAGCUUCUAAGAAAAAACAGGUUGUGAAAACAAAAGAAGCCAUUCCAGGAUCUGCCAAGAGGCUUAAGGUCAGGGAAAAGGCUGUGCUUAAUGAUGUGAUAUCUAAAUAUACACAAAAAUCUUCCAUUGAUUCAAAGGAAAAGAGCUUAGUUAGUGGAAUGUGAGUGUGAAAGAUUUUAGCUAAGAGUUUUGUUACCUACAUUUUUGUAUAUCUGAUCUUGGAUUAGACUUAGGUAAUAGGUAAAUUUGUAUGUUUAUUAGUGACUAUGAUCUUCAAUUUUUUUUCUUUUUUAUAUAUAAAUAUAAUUAUUUCUAGAAAAAUAUUUGAUGAUA
Molecule: messenger RNA, 1696 nt
Organism: Cannabis sativa
Lineage: Eukaryota; Viridiplantae; Streptophyta; Magnoliopsida; Rosales; Cannabaceae
Exons: 4
Coding region: 88-1527 (479 amino acids)
Molecular function (GO): RNA binding
Source: RefSeq, a predicted model, not a curated record